Messenger RNA from Sinocyclocheilus rhinocerous, 3408 nucleotides. Its product is annotated as telomere repeats-binding bouquet formation protein 1-like. Lineage: Eukaryota; Metazoa; Chordata; Actinopteri; Cypriniformes; Cyprinidae. The coding region runs from base 134 to 2611 and encodes 825 amino acids. The transcript has 22 exons. The record is from RefSeq and is a predicted model, not a curated record. Gene Ontology annotation, biological process: homologous chromosome pairing at meiosis; meiotic attachment of telomere to nuclear envelope.
AAUUCUUUCGUAAGAAAUUAGAAUUGGGUCGUGGAUAUAAUGUAAACUAACCAAAUUAAGUCGGGAUGGAUAUAGUGACACUUUGGAUAUAGUGUUGGUGGAAAGGAUAGUUUAAUGUGUACAAAAAUAAAAAAUGGAAGCUACCAAGACAGAUUUGCGUCUGUUACUGGAAUGUCUGAAAUACCAGAUGAAAUGGCCUGGAUCACAGAAACAAGCUCUUCUAACUAUCAUCUCAAUCUGCAAACAGAACGGUCAGUAUGUGGAGUUCUUCAGAGAGAUUGGAGGAAUUUCCUUCAUCUAUAACCUGUCAAAGUCCAGCACUUUCUCUCAGGUUAAAGAGACUGCUCUAUUUACACUUGCAUCCUUGGCUGAAUUACAUGAGAGCUGUAAACAGUCACUGUGCAGAGAGGAGACGUUUCGUGACUUAGCGCAGCAUCUGGAACAGAAAAUGCCUCUGACGGAAAAAAGAGUAGCGGUGUACAUGCUGUCUGUAUUGGUUGCCAACAACAGAUCUGGACAGACUCUCGCUAAGACCUCCAGGUGUAUCGAAACCUUGCUCAAUUUGUUCAGGCAUAGUUUUCCAGAUCCUAACGCAUCUUAUGAGCAGCUGCAGUUGUGGGCCACUGUGUCUAGUGCUCUCUGUGGCUCUGUCAACAACCCUCAAAAUGAGGAGAAUCAGAAUGCAUGCAUGUAUGUGUUUCCCCUGGUGAAGACCUGGCUGCAGGAAGUGGCAUUGCCCAGGGCAGAGCUGGCUCAGCCUAUAUGCUCAUUUAUUGGCAUGACUGUUGCAAACAAUCCUUGUGCACAGGAGUAUUUUGUGUCAGUGGGAGGCCUGGAUUCACUCUCAGACAGUCUUACCAGAGUGUUGUCUCAGUCGGCACACAGUGCUCCUGCUUGUAAGAUGGCUACAGUAAUCACUAAAACACUCUCUGCCUGCAUCUCUAACAAUGAGCAGUUAGUAUCUUCUUUUUCAAAGUUGAGGGUCAUUCCAGGGCUGUUGUGUCUGUUGUCCAGCCCAAACCUUGACCCACAAGACCAGCUCGCUGUGGUUUUGAUGAUUGGACACCUCACGGAUGCCUGUGUAGAGCAUCAGUCUCAGUUGUUGUCGGCAGGAGGUUUGCCUAUUAUGAUUUCACUGCUCACUGAAGCUAGUGAUGAAGAGGUUAGAAAGGCAGCCAUGUUCGUACUGCACACCUGCAAGAGAAUCACUGAAUCACUAGGCACAGGCAUGUCAACUAUGGAUCUACAGGAGGAGAGUGACAUGGAGAGUCACUGGCGGUCUGCUGAAGAAAUCCUCCAGAGAAUUCAGCUCCUGGAGAAAAAGAUUGGUGUGAAACUGGGGGGAAAAGACACUGAAAUCCAGCAGAGCAGCAAUCAGAGGUCGGCCUUAUCUGUGGAAUGUAAUGAGGCAUGGUGGGAGGGUUCUGUGAUGCGAAAGGUCAAAGGUUACCAUCGAGUAUGUGGGGAGCUACACACAACCCCUGCAGAAACUCUAGAACGACCAAUCACAAAUGAAAUACCGUACAACAAAGAGAACUCGCAGUGUGUCAGCACUGAAGAGUGUUUGAAUCCUGCCCAAGUCACUCACUUCAAAGACCCUAGCUGCAAAAAGGGCAACGAGAGAGAGCAUGAGAGGAAUAUUGAGAGGAGUGACAACCAGAAGGGAGAUGUGAAAAAGAGAGACAUGGAGAGCAAAAUGCAGUCUGAAAGAGUGGCAAAGAGAUUAAAGAUGAUGAAUCUAGUAGACUCAGAUGAUGAUGGCAACAAACUUCUACAGCACUGCAGCACGCCAAUAGGGGGCAGCAGAGAUACACAGGGCCCAGAUAUUUUCAGACAUCCUGAUCCCAUGAAGAGAAACCAGUGCACACACACUCGCUCCGAUGAUGAGAUGUCUCUGUGCUCUGAGCUGUUAGACAGAGAAAUUAACAGGUUUCUGAAGCCGCCUUCUGCCUCUAAACCCAGAGGUCUACGCUGUGCAGGUUGUGUGAAACAUAUGAAUGAGAUGGACAGUCGUUCAUAUGGCGCUGUGUUGCGUAGCUGCAGGUUUCAGUGUGACUUUCACCUGGUGCUACGAGAGGCUGAGGAUCGAUUUAGGAGAAGCCAGCAGUUAAAGAGGACUAGCCACACUCUAACACACACUCACAUCCACACACAUGACAAAAACAGAAAGAGCUCUAGUGAGAAUACAGAGAGGAGCAAGAGGGGAAAACACAUGCUGAGUCACCAACCAUCAGACAGAUGUGUUAGUCUCACACCCCUGAGAAGACCGAGAGAAAUAUACAGUGUUAGGCUCACACCCCUGAGAAGACGGAGAGAAAUAUACAGCCAAGGCAUAAAAAAGAACAUGGAUCACAGCCGUCUCAAGAAAACUUCAGAAGAGUGUCUCCCAAAAAAUUCUUCAGGCAGACACAGAGAGAGGCGGAACUUUUCUGCUGAUGAGUUGCAGUACCUCAAAUUUGGUGUGAAGAGGUUUGGCCAUUCCUGGAACUCCAUCCUCUGGACGUAUCCCUUCCAGCCCGGACGCACCAAUGUAGACCUGGCCAAGAAGUACCAACACAUGCAGAAAGCUAAAGCACGGGGUGUGGAUCUAUCUGGGGCAGGAGACGAAUAAAACAUCACCAGUUGAACUCAUUUACAGCCAUCACUAUUUGUUGAGUUAUGUAUUGUAUAUUUUUGUUACUGGAUUUUAGAGUUUUGCCCUUAUUUUGCUGUACAACAAGGUGAUGUGUUAGAAAAUAACUUUAUUUGCACUAAAGAGAAAAGGAAAAAAUGUUUCGUUUUAAAUGUUGUUUUAUUUUCUACCCAACGUAAGAUAUGGGUAUCACAGUUACCUGUUUAUUUGUUUUUUUGUCAGAUCCACUUUAUUUGCAUGGGAGUCCAUACUGUAUGUAUAUUUGAAUAAAGUUUACUUGUUGUGCAACAGUAGAUUCCCUAGAGCUAUGUCAUCUAAAUUUAUUCCUCUUAUGGCUGAAGUACACAAAGCUCUGUUAUACAAGGAUAAUGAGGCAUGGCAUUUCCUUGAGAUUCCAGCAAACGGAAGCAGCUUAAAAUUUCAUCAAAAACUUUGCUGCAUGUUCAGCACUGAAUACUCAGUUGAAAGAUGUUUGUUUAUAAUAAAGCCAAAGUUUCUUGGGAAAAGAGCCAGAAAGUUGACCUCAAAAAAAAAAAAAAGUCCCAUGAGACCCCUUUUCUCUGGAAAGAAUGUUGCCCCUCUCCCCAGAAGCUUCGCUGAGAAAACUGAGGGAGGUUGUGCAUGUUAUCUUCCCAGGAAACUCCCAUGUAUUGGGAUUGUUCAUAUACUUCUGUGUUGACUUUUAUUUCUAACACCAGAGGCAUUGCGGUAAUGUUGAAUCAAGCUAUUUUCACAUAUUGAUGUUCUGCUCAGAUGUUUGAGAAGUUACUUUAGGA